GCCCUCCCCCGAGGCGCGUGCCUGCCCAAGGCCCUGCGGGGGCUCGGGCAAACAGGAUGGUACUGGGGAAGUAUGACUGUUAAUGAAGCCAAAGAGAAAUUAAAAGAGGCACCAGAAGGAACUUUCUUGAUUAGAGCUAGCUCGCACUCAAACUACCUACUAACAAUAUCUGUUAAAACAUCAGCUGGACCAACUAAUCUGCGAAUUGAAUACCAAGAUGGGAAAUUCAGAUUGGACUCUACCAUAGGUGUCAAGUCCAAGCUUAAACAAUUUGACAGUGUGGUUCAUCUGAUCGACUGCUAUGUUCAGAUGUGCAAGGAUAAGCGGACGGGCCCAGAAGCCCGCCACCCCCAUGGCACUGUUCACCUUUACCUGACCAAACCGCUCUGCACGUCAGCGCCACCUCUGCAGCAUCUCUGUGGACUCACCAUUAACAAAUGUACCGGCGCCAUUUGGGGAUUGCCUUUACCAACAAGACUGAAAGAUUGCUUGGAAGAAUAUAAAUUCCAGGUAUAAGUGUUUCUCUUUUUCUAAACGUGCCUCACGUAGAGUAUCUCCGAAUGCAGCUAUGUAAAAGAGAACCAAACCUUGAGUGGACUGCUCUGGAUGACUACACGGAAUCCUUUCUAAGAACAGCUGAAGUCAAUCUAAUUUAAAUGUGUGAAGAGGUAGCUAGGUAUUUAAAGCCCCCCCUCCUUCCCUCCCCAGAUAUUUUCACCAGAGGGAUGUUUCCCUUCCUAAGGCUGACUGAGACCAGUUGUUCUUUUAAAUUAAAAAUAAAAUGUCCCAAGUCAAGGCUGAAGGAGCACUUAUCAGAAUGCCUUGCCUUUCUGAGGUUUCCUUUCCAUUAGGUCAAAGGUCCAAGCUCUAGUAGUAAAGAGCUCUACCUAGCAGUACUGAAGAAGUGGAAGGAACCAAGCUGACACAGGCGUAACUUCAAUCUUAUGAACUUGGUGAUCAGAAUCUACUUUAGGACAUUUUAUAUUUUGCAUUCUGAUGUACCUAGGAGUUUUAUUAAACAGAUCAUGUGUGUGAGUAUUUAUCCUUUAUUUUAUGCAAUUAACCAAAUCAACCAAAAAAAGUGACCACGGAAUCCUGUAUUUGUCUUUUUACUACAUGUAUGAACUCUCUCAUGUGAAUGAGUACUGUAGUAAUCCAUUUUAAGGGAGCCUUACUUCAGAAAUAUUUCAAACUGGUGCAAAUAGAAAAGACUUUUUUCUUUUCCUUUAAGGCUAAAGACAAGAAUGUCAUGCUAUACAGGUGCAACUCAAUCUCUGUUAAUAAAAACCAGUGUAGAUAUAGACAUUUUACCCUUUAAAGUAGCUGUGUCCCAACCUGUAGCCAUUCCUUUUUUGGAAAUGGCUUUAGAAAUUUCCAGGUUGCCCUUGAAUUAUCUAACCACAGACAUUAGCAGAUGUCUCCCUUCUACCAUGUAGAAUAUUUUGACUUAAUUUUCUUCCAGAUAUAGGGGGAUACCUGCCUGUUUUUCCAAGUGUUUAUUUACUGCUGUUAUUAUUGGAUUAGAAUGUAUUAAAU
Microcebus murinus (gray mouse lemur) is the source of this 1536-nucleotide messenger RNA. The record is from RefSeq and is a predicted model, not a curated record. Lineage: Eukaryota; Metazoa; Chordata; Mammalia; Primates; Cheirogaleidae.